Heterocephalus glaber (naked mole-rat) is the source of this 3508-nucleotide messenger RNA. RefSeq names its product kelch like family member 7 (gene Klhl7). Gene Ontology annotation, molecular function: protein binding. Gene Ontology annotation, biological process: protein ubiquitination. The record is from RefSeq and is a predicted model, not a curated record. Gene Ontology annotation, cellular component: Cul3-RING ubiquitin ligase complex. Lineage: Eukaryota; Metazoa; Chordata; Mammalia; Rodentia; Bathyergidae.
CCUCUCUCUGUGGCCUCGACCGCCUGGCAUCUUUCCACGCUCCUGAUCUGCUUGGGAAGAGUCGCGUUCAACAGCUCCUGAGUAAUCCUAGUACCUUCUUGUCCGCCAGUGAUGUGGUUUCCAAGACACACUCCUGGGAGACUCCGCGAGCUGGCCUUCGAUGUCGGAGGUGUUGGUUGUGUAACACUUCUGCCCUAGUUAUCUCUUUGUGAGGCCAGGAGUCUUCCAUUGGCUAGCCGGUUUAAGGUGUCGUGAGAUCUUGUGUCCCCACUGGCACGGCCCAAUCCCAAACCCCAAAAGGGACAAGUGUUGGUGACCUGAAAUCCGCUACUCUUAAAUACGGUGCCCCCUUCCCCAUCCUCGUGUUACCCAGGUGGAGCUAGUUAAAGACAAAUCCUCCAGUAUCUUAAUUUAGAGCAGAAACAGUCGUCGGUAAAUACCAUUGCUAUCUUCUAAGAACACUGCGUGCCCCUGUUAAGAGGAUUUCUUUGUUCUGUCUCUGAUGUGUGGUGCGUUCAGGAAAGUCUACACCACGUCGGCGAAAGAAAACACUGUGUGAUGUGAUCCUCAUGGUCCAGGAGAGAAAGAUACCUGCUCAUCGUGUUGUCCUUGCUGCAGCCAGUCAUUUUUUUAACUUAAUGUUCACAACUAACAUGCUUGAGUCAAAGUCUUUUGAAGUAGAACUUAAAGAUGCUGAACCAGAUAUUAUUGAACAACUUGUGGAAUUUGCUUAUACUGCUAGAAUUUCUGUGAAUAGCAACAAUGUUCAGUCUUUGUUAGAUGCAGCAAACCAGUAUCAGAUUGAACCUGUGAAGAAAAUGUGUGUUGAUUUUUUGAAAGAACAAGUUGAUGCUUCAAAUUGUCUUGGUAUAAGUGUGCUUGCAGAGUGUCUGGAUUGUCCUGAAUUGAAAGCUACAGCAGAUGACUUUAUUCAUCAGCAUUUUACUGAAGUUUACAAAACCGAUGAAUUUCUACAACUUGAUGUCAAGCGAGUUACACAUCUUCUUAACCAGGACACUCUGACUGUGAGAGCAGAGGAUCAGGUUUAUGAUGCUGCAGUCAGGUGGUUGAAAUAUGAUGAACCUAAUCGCCAGCCAUUUAUGGUUGAUAUCCUUGCUAAAGUCAGGUUUCCACUUAUAUCAAAGAAUUUCUUAAGUAAAACGGUACAAGCUGAACCACUUAUUCAAGACAAUCCUGAAUGCCUUAAGAUGGUGAUAAGUGGAAUGAGGUACCAUCUACUUUCUCCAGAGGAUCGAGAAGAACUUGUAGACGGCACAAGGCCUAGAAGAAAGAAACAUGAUUACCGCAUAGCCCUAUUUGGAGGUUCCCAACCACAGUCUUGUAGAUAUUUUAACCCAAAGGAUUAUAGCUGGACAGACAUCCGCUGCCCCUUUGAAAAGCGAAGAGAUGCAGCAUGCGUAUUUUGGGACAAUGUAGUGUACAUUUUGGGUGGCUCUCAGCUUUUCCCCAUAAAACGAAUGGACUGCUACAAUGUAGUAAAGGACAGCUGGUACUCUAAACUGGGCCCUCCAACUCCUCGAGACAGCCUUGCUGCCUGUGCUGCGGAGGGCAAAAUUUAUACCUCUGGAGGCUCAGAAGUAGGAAAUUCAGCUCUGUAUUUAUUUGAGUGCUAUGAUACAAGAACAGAAAGCUGGCACACGAAGCCCAGCAUGCUGACUCAGCGCUGUAGCCAUGGGAUGGUGGAAGCCAAUGGCCUGAUCUAUGUUUGUGGUGGGAGCUUAGGAAACAAUGUUUCUGGAAGAGUGCUUAAUUCCUGUGAAGUUUAUGAUCCUGCCACAGAAACAUGGACUGAGCUGUGUCCAAUGAUUGAGGCCAGGAAGAAUCAUGGGCUGGUAUUUGUAAAAGACAAGAUAUUUGCUGUGGGUGGUCAGAAUGGUUUAGGUGGUCUGGACAAUGUGGAGUAUUAUGAUAUUAAAUUAAAUGAAUGGAAGAUGGUGUCACCAAUGCCAUGGAAGGGCGUGACAGUGAAGUGUGCAGCAGUUGGCUCCAUCGUUUAUGUCUUGGCUGGUUUUCAGGGUGUAGGCCGAUUAGGACACAUCCUCGAAUAUAACACUGAAACAGACAAAUGGGUGGCCAAUUCCAAAGUCCGUGCUUUCCCAGUCACAAGUUGUUUAAUUUGUGUUGUUGAUACUUGUGGAGCAAAUGAAGAGACCCUUGAAACAUGAAAAAUGAGUAGACUUCAAGACUCAUCAAGACUCGGAAAUAUGGCCACCAGAGCUUUGUUCCAAGAGUUAGUUACAAAGUUCUGGUGUGGUGUUUUGGUGAAGGAAAUUUCAAGUGAGUGAAGUAAGAUCCCUAUAACAUAAUCCCUCCUUCCUUCCCCACUCUUGGAGAUUGAACCCAGAGGUGUUCUACUGAGCUACAUCUCCAGCUCUUUUAUCUUGAGAGAGGGACUCUACAUUGCCCAGACUGCCCUCCAACUUGGAAUCCUCCUGUCUCAGCCUCCUAUGUAACUGAGGUUACAGGUGUGCACCACCACACCUGGCUAAAUAUUUCUUUUACAUGGAUUUCCUUACUUAACUCUUAGACCAUCAUUUAGCUGGCCACAUAAUCAGGAACAUAUCUAGCAAGAAAACUUGAGAAAUUAUAAGCAUUUGUUAGAUAUAUUAAUUUCUUGAAUGAAUUUUACAUUUGUAAUAAUUAUGGCAGAGUGAGGGAUGCUCAUCACUGACGCAACCUCAUCAUAGCUCUAGAUUCUAUUUUCAUAUACAUGUAAGUGCUAUGUAGUUAGGUCUGUUUGUUCCUGUUUGGUCCACAACUGAGAAAUAUGGUAGUAUGACUUAUAAGUCAAGAUGGGUAGCUCUGAUGGAACAGUUUUGUGUCUCAUAGUUUUACUUGUCUUGCUUUGUUUCAUUUACUGCCAAAUGUAUUCCAUUUCAAAGAAAGCAGAGUAAGUCAGGGUAUACACAUACUUUCCUACAAAACCUCAUAAACAGAUUUUUAGACUCAACAAUGUGUCCAAUCCUCAUGAAAUAGAUUCAAUUCAACUCAAUAUGUUCCAUCAGUUUAACAUAAGAUGUUAAACUUUGUGCCUAUCAUUAAUUUUUUUUUUUUUACUCAGUGGUCUAAAAAGUGUUCUAUAGCUUCAGUCCCCACUGUUAAAUAAAAUCCGGUCAUAAUGAGUGAUUAGCAGAAGACAAAGAUAUUUAAAACUUCUAGAUCAUUAGAAAAACAGUGACAGAUUUAUCACAGUAUCAAUGUUGACUUUGAACUUCUUAUUAAUUAAAAAGAUACAUGAUUUCUUUUCCCUUAGCAGAACACAUGAGAGAUAUUUAAUACAGUUGUCUCUAAAAGUUUUGUAAUAAUUUAAAUGUAUGUCAUCACCUGUUCAUUGCUUUUAUGUGGUCAGUGAAUUAUUUGCCAACACAACUACUAAUUUCUUUCCUGGUAAUGUUUCACCCUUUUCAUUAUGUAUGAAAUGAGCCAUGUAAAACUGUCAUCGUCAUUGUUUUUAUCUGAUAAUAUUAAAUAUUUUUUACUUAAAAUA